Molecule: messenger RNA, 813 nt
Organism: Corapipo altera (White-ruffed manakin)
Lineage: Eukaryota; Metazoa; Chordata; Aves; Passeriformes; Pipridae
Product: homeobox protein HMX1-like
Exons: 2
Coding region: 1-813 (270 amino acids)
Biological process (GO): regulation of transcription by RNA polymerase II
Cellular component (GO): nucleus
Molecular function (GO): DNA-binding transcription factor activity, RNA polymerase II-specific; RNA polymerase II transcription regulatory region sequence-specific DNA binding
Source: RefSeq, a predicted model, not a curated record
AUGGUGCAGCUCGGGAGCGGCCGCCGAGCCCCCCCGCCGGCCCCGGCCGCGCCACCGGCCUUCAGCAUCGCCAGUAUCCUGCAGCCCGGCCCCUGCCGCCCAUCCCGGGAGCAGGGCAGAGCCCGCUGCGCCCCGCCGGAGGAAGAGGAGGAGGAGGAGGAGGAGGAGGAGGAGGAGGAGGGAGAGGGGCCUGCGGAGCAAGACCCCAGUAAAGGUUCCAGAGACUCGGGUACGGACCGGCUCCGGGCAGAAGGGACGAGCCGUGGCCUCCGCCGCGAGGCCGAGGGUUGGGAUGCGGCGUCCCCGCUCCCCAAAGAGAGGCUGCGCGCCCCUCGGCAGCCGCCGACGCGAGAGUCCGGGGGCUGCGGCGCUGAGAACGGGAGGUUGCCGGCGGCUGGCGGCAGGAAGAAGACGCGGACCAUCUUCUCCAAGAGCCAGGUGUUCCAGCUGGAGUCCACCUUCGACGUGAAGCGCUACCUGAGCAGCUCGGAGCGGGCCGGGCUGGCCGCCGCGCUACAUCUCACCGAGACCCAGGUGAAGAUCUGGUUCCAAAACCGCCGCAACAAGCUCAAGAGACAAAUGUCGUCCGAGGCGGAGGGCCCUGGGCCGGGGCCGGCGGAGCCCCCCGGGGACCCGCCGCCCCCCGCCGCCGCCACGUCUCUCUCCUUCCCGGCCCUCUACAAGGACAACCCCCUGCUCAGUCGGUGUUUGCUACCGCUACCUUUGCCCCUGCUCUGUCCGGGCAACGCCAUCCCCUACCUCUGCCUCCCCGGGCCGGGCAAACACUUCAGCCUGGUGGACGGGGACGUAUAG